AUGGUUUUAAGGGUCAGUGCGCAGGUUUCUACCUUAUUUUUGGGCCUUUUGUUUAUCGCCUCCGGCUCCGUAAAAACCAUAAAAUUCAACUCAUUGCUGUAUCAUGAACUGCUGAAAGCAUUUAAGAAUUUCUCAGAUGUAUCCCCUAUACGUUUGUUUGGCUUGAAAACAAGUCCGCAGAUUUAUAUGCAAACAUCUGGAGUACUGGAACUCAUUUGUGGGACUGCGCUUGCGACCGGGACCUUACGUUCACAGAAUGCUGCUUGUAUCGGAUUAAUGUGCAUGAUGUUUCUCACAUCUUAUUGCCAUCUGGUUCUUGGUGACAUUAGCAGUGCCGCUGUUCCUAUAGGGUAUUUGGCUCUUAUCUACUGGUUACGGGCGUCAAUAAAAAGUGCUCAAACUGAGGCACAUACAUCCUGA
This is a messenger RNA of Echinococcus granulosus, 420 nucleotides long. RefSeq lists its product as hypothetical. The record is from RefSeq and is a predicted model, not a curated record. The coding region runs from base 1 to 420 and encodes 139 amino acids. NCBI's taxonomy places the organism in Eukaryota, Metazoa, Platyhelminthes, Cestoda, Cyclophyllidea, Taeniidae. The transcript is spliced from 3 exons.